AGGACCCCUCUUAACAAGGAAGCGAACCCUAAUUCCACGUUCUCCUCUAUCCUCUCUAAUCCAUCCCACUAUCUCGCGCCCUCGCCUCAACCAUUUCACAUCCCCCCCACCUCUUCGACGUUCGUCCCGCCCAGCCGCAUCCGCUAGCCAACUUCAAUCUCUCUCCGAUCUCUCUUGCCGACGCCAGUAUUCUUCACGAGCUUAAUCCCUAUCUGGAGGCCGGCACCAGCUCUCUCUCACCAACUCCAAUCGCGGCGGCAUCAUUCUCUCUCCACCACCCAUCCCGCCGGCGCAGUAUUUUCGUUUAUUACGAUGGCUGAUGCUCAUGAAACUGAUAAGAACAUUGAAAUAUGGAAAAUUAAGAAGUUGAUUAAAGCACUUGAAGCUGCAAGAGGUAAUGGGACUAGCAUGAUCUCUCUCAUCAUGCCUCCGCGUGAUCAAAUUUCUCGUGUUACUAAGAUGCUUGGUGAUGAAUUUGGAACUGCUUCGAAUAUUAAGAGCAGGGUGAAUCGCCAAUCUGUUUUGGGCGCUAUCACAUCUGCUCAGCAGAGACUCAAGCUGUAUAACAAGGUUCCUCCAAAUGGGCUUGUGUUGUAUACUGGGACAAUCGUGACUGAAGAUGGAAAAGAAAAGAAAGUCACUAUUGAUUUUGAGCCUUUCAGGCCUAUAAAUGCAUCUCUUUAUCUUUGUGACAACAAGUUUCACACGGAAGCACUGAAUGAAUUGCUAGAAUCUGAUGACAAGUUUGGCUUCAUUGUCAUGGAUGGUAAUGGGACACUCUUUGGCACAUUGAGUGGUAACACACGUGAAGUCCUUCACAAAUUUAGUGUCGACCUUCCUAAGAAACAUGGAAGAGGAGGUCAGUCAGCACUUAGGUUUGCUCGUCUUCGGAUGGAGAAGCGGCACAACUAUGUGAGGAAAACAGCAGAGCUUGCAACCCAGUUCUUUAUUAAUCCUGCCACUAGUCAACCCAAUGUUGCAGGAUUGAUACUGGCUGGAUCAGCUGACUUCAAAACCGAGCUCAGUCAAUCCGACAUGUUUGAUCCUCGUCUUCAGGCCAAAAUACUUAAUGUUGUCGAUGUCUCUUAUGGAGGGGAAAAUGGAUUCAAUCAGGCCAUUGAAUUGUCAUCCGAAAUCUUAUCUAAUGUGAAAUUUAUACAGGAGAAGCGCUUGAUUGGAAAAUACUUUGAAGAGAUUAGCCAGGACACAGGGAAAUAUGUUUUUGGUGUUGACGACACACUGAAAGCUCUGGAGAUGGGUGCUGUUGAAAUACUCAUUGUUUGGGAAAAUUUGGAUAUCAAUAGGUACGUAUUAAAAAAUGCUUCCACCGCUGAGAUUGUCAUAAAGCACUUGAACAAGGAACAGGAAGCCAAUCAAAGCAACUUCCGUGACUCCGCCACCUCUGCUGAGUUGGAGGUUCAAGAAAAAAUGGCGUUGCUGGAAUGGUUUGCGAACGAGUACAAGAAGUUUGGUUGCACACUGGAAUUCGUUACCAACAAAUCACAGGAAGGAUCACAGUUCUGCAGAGGUUUUGGUGGUAUUGGAGGAAUUCUUCGUUACCAGCUUGACAUAAGAUCAUUUGAUGAACUAUCUGAUGGGGAAGAGUACGAUGAUUCUGAAUAGCAAUCAAUCAAUCACUCCCCGUGGCUGGUGCAGAUGGGGGAUCAAGCGCUUGCACCAGCGCCCAGGGUUCGCGGAGGUUAGUCUUGGUUUGAACUGGAAAAAGUUUAAGAAGGCUUUUAUAAGAUUUAAUUAGUCCCUAUCUCACCGUACUUGUUCGCCAACAAGAGCUCAGCUCAACCGGCACAUGUACGCACGUGAGGAUAAAAAGGACCCGGCUUCAUAUUAACCCAUCUCUCUAUGCUUGUUCUUGUUUCUUAUACCAAUAAUUGUCUUAAUUUAUACUUAUAUACUGUGCUUCAACCAACGUUUUCUACUUGUAGGGGUUAUGUCCUUUUGAUCUGGAUUUGGCGUCUAUCUAAUUGAUCGAUAAGGAUGCGUGCUCCAAUCUUUUGCCACAGUGCUCUGCCCUUGUUCUCGUGGAAUGGUUGCUGUCUACAGCAGAUACUCAAUUACAAAAUGUUUGAAGUAUUGCAAUUAUAUUCAAUGCUCGUAAGCUCUGAACUUUUUGAGUUUGUGUCAUUUCGACUAUUUUUCGUUGCUGAUAAACCAUGUCAGUUGGAUCUGAAUUCAUAUGCAUUUUACAAUAUUUGAAGGUUGUUCUUGUUAGGAUUGGUUUUCGAAUCUCUGAGAAUUAGGCUACAAAAUUGUUUCUGAAACCAACUUUAUUAAAGUUGCAUCUAAACAAUAUUUAAUUCGUUAAUAGAAUGCAUUGUCUAAGCUGCUUGUUUGGUCUA
Cucumis melo (muskmelon) is the source of this 2357-nucleotide messenger RNA. RefSeq names its product eukaryotic peptide chain release factor subunit 1-3-like. Gene Ontology annotation, biological process: cytoplasmic translational termination. Lineage: Eukaryota; Viridiplantae; Streptophyta; Magnoliopsida; Cucurbitales; Cucurbitaceae. Bases 313 to 1623 code for a protein of 436 amino acids. The transcript is spliced from 2 exons. Gene Ontology annotation, molecular function: sequence-specific mRNA binding; translation release factor activity, codon specific. The record is from RefSeq and is a predicted model, not a curated record. Gene Ontology annotation, cellular component: cytosol; translation release factor complex.